Cadophora gregata is the source of this 2084-nucleotide messenger RNA. RefSeq lists its product as uncharacterized. The coding region runs from base 507 to 1613 and encodes 368 amino acids. NCBI's taxonomy places the organism in Eukaryota, Fungi, Ascomycota, Leotiomycetes, Helotiales, Ploettnerulaceae. The record is from RefSeq and is a predicted model, not a curated record. The transcript has 2 exons.
UGCAGUGAUGAUGGAGGAAGGUGUUGGCGCCUCAGACACAAGGCAAUAUCCGAGAAUAUUGCCCCACAAAUAAUAUAUUUCGAAACAACAACAUGCCCCGUUUCCUCCUUCACUUCACUACUAUCAAUCUAUUCAGAAACAUUUCGGCCAGGAACAAGCAUAUCGGGUUGAUGCUUGACCAAUUCCGUCCAUUCUCGAAACAUGCAGCCGCCAAGGUGUUUAUUCGUGACAAGCAAUGGAAAGGGGUGAUUGCAGUCCCUGCAAACCCAUUUGACUGAUGAAAUUGUUCCCUUUCACUGUUUCCUUAUAGCCCAGCUUGAGUACCUUUUUUUGACCUUCUUGUCAAGAUCAUCCCUCUCAAGUCAUUCUUUUUCAGAACAUCCAGUCUUUACGAUAUCACAGCGCAAGCCCGCUAUUUAUUCUUUCUCCAGCACCUGCGUGGCCAGUUGCUUAUUUUAACACAAAAUAUCAUAUCAAGUUCUCAAAAGACAUUCAUAUCGAUCAAUAUGAUGCGCGUAUUCGCACUCUUCAACUCUGUCAGCCUUGCUUUGGCGGGAACCGUUUUGUUCGAUGGUCGCUUCAAUGACAUGACCUCAAGCUCCGAGUUGGAUGCCUGGUCUUUUAGCAAUCCAGUUGGACCUUACCAAUACUACAUUCAUGGUCCAGAUAAAGCCGCUUCUUACGUCAACCUCGACUCCACGUUCAAGAACCCUGCCGACACUGGUAGCUCUAAGGGAGUCAAGAUUAGCUUAACAGAGAACGCUUUCUGGAACGGCCAAAAUAUGAGGAGAACAGAGUUGAUGCCCCAGACCUCAGCAGCCAUCAAUGCCGGAAAGGUCUUCUACCACUUCAGCAUGUCCCGCGCUGCUACCAAUGCACCAAGCGAGUCUCACGAGCACCAGAUCGCUUUCUUCGAGAGUCAUUUCACUGAGAUGAAGAGCGGAUGGCAAUCUGGUGCCACUGGAACGACCGACCCUCUGCUCCGAUGGGUUGUCAGUGGCUCCACUGAGUGGAACGUCACCUGGGAGGCUGAUGUGUGGCACAACGUCGCAUAUGAAAUCGACUUCUCCGCCGGCUCUGUUGCCUUCUACCACUCAACUGGAGCCGACGAUCUUGUUCUUACUGUCCCAGCCGUCCCCGUGUCUGCCAAGUCGGAUGGAAAAGAUUGGCAUCUUGGGAUGCUUGAGUUGCCAAGAGAUGGAUUCCCUUUCGUCAACGAAGAUAUUUUCUUCAGCGGUGUUUACAUCGAGUCUGGAGAUAUCACUCUCAGCGUCGCUGGCCCAGGAGGAGCUUCAAGCCCAGUCGUUUCGUCCAGCGCCCCUUCGGCCCCAAUAGCUUCUUCGACAGCAGCAGCACCCGUUGUCGCCUCAUCUUCUGUCGCAGCUGUCCCCACCACUUCUUCAGCACCUGUUGUUGAGGCUAACCCUGUAGCCACAUCCGAAACCAUGGUAUCACCACCAACUACACCCAUUACUGAACCGAUUGUUACUCCAAUCGCAUCAAGCUCAGCAGUGGUUGCCCCAGAGCCAAGCACGACCUUCUCGAGUGCAGUUACUUCCGCUACGAGCGCUCCAAUCGAGGACGAUGGAGAGGGCUGCGAAUACUACGAGUAGAGUCUAUAAGUGCUUACAAAUGCUUUAAGUUUCCUUUCUGGAGACAUUCAAGUAUCUUCGGUAUUCUGAAAUGAAUACUUCGAGUACGGUCUGGAAUUCCGGAGAGUUGCUCUUUCUUUGUAUGAUAUAUUUACCUACAUAUUUUUCUACCCGUACUGAACCUGCGUUGUUCGGAAGCCACCUUGGUCUCAAUCAGUUCCCACUUCCUGAUCUAGUGAGAUUUCAUUCGGAUACAUGGAAUACAGUUAGGAUCAAGUGAACUGAGGGUCGAAGCAGAACAACUCCUGCAAGGAAUGUUGCUGGCUCUCGAUUAAGGUACCCCUGCGCUUGAUGGCUCUUCUGUGUUUGCUUUUGAAUCGGGGAGGACUUCCACACGUCUUAUUUCAUUUGUAAUUCUUCAAGCCUUGCUCAUUGAUAUCCUGGAGUGGACCGAAUCAGUUGCCAAGAUUUCCAUGACCUGAACACAAACAU